CUUCACACACUACGUAGUACGUACGUCCGAUGUGUGAAUGAAAAAAUAAUAACAAAAUGUUGAUCGCUUAGAACUUAGAAUAGCAGCAGAAGACCAAGUUGAAGCGAAGUUAUUCGAAUUCUAAGAAAUCAACUACGACCUCAUGGUCAACUGUUAAUAACAUGGAUGACAAGAUGGAGUGCUCGUCCGAGGAAAAGAAACCAGAUACCGACGGGGGCGAAGAAGGCAGUGGAGAGGGUUCUACCAAAAGUCCCUCAAGGACACCGGCUGACCUUGUCGAAGGGCCUGAAAGCAAAAGGGGGAAAAUAGAGAGCGAAGGCGGCUCCUCUUCCUCCAGCAAGUUCAAGAAGAGAUCCUCUUCAGGCAGGAGGAAUUACAGGAAGACGUCCAAGGAUGAUUCAUCCAGUUCAGAGGAAAGUGCCCCACACAACGAAAGUAAGGGCAGACAGCAGCUGUCAGAAGAUUCAAGCAGUGACCUUGAUGCUCUCAACAUUUGCCUUGGCAAUGAUAGACUGAGCAGCAGCACUAGUAGCAGUAGCAGCAGCAGCUCAACUUCUGGCCCAGACAGUCCAAGUGGACUUGAUCGACUUAAAUUGUCUAAGUCUGAGAUCAGUGAUGGCCACCAUGACGAUGAAGAGGAGCAGCCAGUUGUGCUCUUGAAAAAUAAGCCAUCACACAAAUGGCACAUGGCGCAGGAAAUAACUGCAAGGCAGUACGGGACAAGCUCAAAAUCGCAGGUUCCAAAACUGUUUACAGACCGCUUCUAUGGCUCACGCCACGCGGUCGAAAGGCUUGAACUAAUGUACAAGCUGGAAGAUCACAAUGGCUGCGUCAACGCUCUCCAUUUUAACGAAAGUGGAACCAGACUAGUCAGCGGCUCUGACGAUCUACGGGUCAUUGUGUGGGACUGGGCCAUCGGCAAGAAAUAUCUUGCCUUUGAAAGCGGCCACCGCAGUAAUGUCUUUCAGACCAAAUUCAUGCCUGGCAGUAACGAUACUCUAAUCGCCACCUGCGCUAGAGAUGGCCAAGUGCGUCUUGCAACGCUUUCCUCAACAGGUGCUUGCCGUGGAACCAGGAAGCUCGCAGAACACAACCAGUCUGUCCACAAGCUCUCUGUCCACCCAGAGUGCCCAGAGGAAAUCCUAAGUGCUGGCGAAGAUGGCAUGGUGUACAACAUCGACCUUCGGCAAUCAACUGCUAAAAAGAUGGUGGUGGUCCGAGAGAACACCCGAAAGGUGCCUCUUUACAGCAUCAGCUCGCACCCUCUAGACCAGAAUGAGUUCUGUGUUGGUGGGCGAGAUCAGUUCAUCAGAUUCUAUGACAAGAGGUUUCCUAAGCAGAUUGUCAAAAAGUUCAAGCCUCAACACAUGAAUGAGCCCAAAGCAUCCUGUCAAGUCACGUGUGCAACAUAUAGCUACAAUGGAGCUGAAAUUUUAGCAUCAUACAAUGAUGAUGACAUCUUUCUCUUUGAUACUCGCCACUCAGAUGGAGCUGAUUAUGUUCACCGCUAUGAGGGGCACCGAAAUAGCGCCACAGUCAAGGGCGUCAACUUUUUUGGUCCAAGGAGCGAGUAUGUGGUUUCUGGUUCUGACUGUGGACAUAUUUACUUCUGGGACAAAGAAACUGAAGCCAUUUUGCAGUUCAUGCACGGAGAUGAGAAUGGAGUGGUCAACUGCUUGGAGCCGCACCCUCAUGUUCCUAUUCUGGCUACUAGUGGUCUGGAUGAAGAUGUGAAGAUCUGGAUUCCCUCAUACGAAGAGGCUCCAGCCCUCGCUGAACUGAAACAAACUGUGAUAAGCAACACUAAGUGUCGACUUGACGAGAGGAGUGGCAACGCAGAAUCAUUUGAUGGUCAAAUGCUUUGGUUCUUGUGGAGGCAAAUUCGCAGGAGUAACGCAACCAGGCGAGAUCGCCUCCGAGCUCAGAUGGCAACAGAAAACUCUGAAGGCGAAGGAGAAGGAGAGGUUGGAAACAUGAUCAGUUCUUCUAGUGACGAUGGAGACGACGCAGACUCUGAUGGCGAUGAUGACGAUGACGAGCCUAGGGCUGCUCGCGUCCAGUGUUCUCCCUCUUAAUAUCAAGGGAAUAGACUUGGCACAUUUUAAUCUUUCACUCCAACACGUCAAUCCAUUUUCUACUCGUCAGAUAAUAUUUAUUCAAUAUUAUUCAGAUCAGUUAUCGCGGCGGUUGUGAAGUAGUGUUCCGUGCCCUGUUCAUCUGAAUAAAUGUUAAACAAGUAUUUUUCGCCUGUCGAAUUGGGUGGGCUUUAGAGACCCCAAUUCAUAAGGUAUAAAGUGGUGUUUUAGCAGUCCAAUAAUCUGAAUUCGUAUGGCUGAAUGGUUAAAUGGUCCCACCUUUGCAGAAGGCUGAGUUUUUUUUAAUAAGAUUUUGCACAAGACCAAAUGGCAAUCUUGACUGUUUAACUGUAAUUUUGUCGGUUUCUUAGUAAAUCGUGCAGGUAACUGACGAAAGGAAAUAAUGCAGAGACAUAACCCUACUUUCCAAUAAAAUUGACUAAUAGAUGUGGUUCCGUCUUUGUGAAACUAAUUUUUGACUUUUCUGUGUGCUAGUCUUCCUCCAAGGAAAGCCAAUAGCGAGGCAGCGUUUUUUGGUUUUGUCAUUCGGUCCUAUGCAAAUUUUUAAUGUCUUUUGAACUCGGUUACUCAAAAAUGAGUUGGACUUCUGCAUAGAAACCUUUCGCCCUUAUCAAUUCAGCUCCCUGAAACUCUCCCGUCAACUCACUCCCACGCGCAAGUAAUUAGAAACAUACUGCACAUCCGCAUAUUUAUUGCAGCUGUAGGAUUUGAAUAUCUCUGGCGAAAUGAAGUGCCUGUGUCAGAGAUAUUGUUUAUCAACACUGCUCAAACCAAAUCUAAUGUGCAGGAAUGAGCAUAAGAUACGAAACCAAGUCCAGUUUAAAGUGGUGUCAUCAUUUAUCUUCUCUUGUCUUGGCUUUCAAACAGAUGAUGAUUUGUUUUGAAAGCCAGAAUAUAAUAAUACUUAGAAAUAUUCAUUUGCCCUUCUAGUUUUCCAAGUUAUGUUAAAGUUGAUUCAGUUUGUUACUAGUUGUCGUUUGUACAGAGGAUUUAUAUCAGCAAAUAAAACAAAGAUAUAAUAGA
Messenger RNA from Cloeon dipterum, 3119 nucleotides. Its product is annotated as DDB1- and CUL4-associated factor 8-like. Gene Ontology annotation, molecular function: protein binding. The transcript is spliced from 9 exons. The record is from RefSeq and is a predicted model, not a curated record. Bases 162 to 2075 code for a protein of 637 amino acids. Lineage: Eukaryota; Metazoa; Arthropoda; Insecta; Ephemeroptera; Baetidae. Gene Ontology annotation, cellular component: Cul4-RING E3 ubiquitin ligase complex; cytoplasm.